This is a messenger RNA of Megalops cyprinoides (Indo-Pacific tarpon), 2023 nucleotides long. Its product is annotated as large proline-rich protein BAG6-like. Bases 611 to 2023 code for a protein of 470 amino acids. The transcript is spliced from 3 exons. The record is from RefSeq and is a predicted model, not a curated record. Lineage: Eukaryota; Metazoa; Chordata; Actinopteri; Elopiformes; Megalopidae.
ACCCCGCAAAAUCACAGCCCCAAACCGCGUCUUCACGCCAUGAAUGCAAAAUAAAAACGGUUGCAGUUUUGAAAGUUUGGUCGCGUCCCUCGGCUGCUGGUUGGAUGCCGGCGGUGCGGUCGCGUUGACCGCCGGCUGCGGUCCGUACCGCGGAAAGCCCGACUCCUCCCCUUAAACGUAAUCGCAGUAACAAGUGCGCUGAUGCCCGAUAGACCUCACAGCCAACUUAAAGUACCACACCAACACUGGACUUUGUUUCGGCUCGUUACCUGCCAUUAAAAAUGAUUUGGAGUUGCUAGCCGGCGUAUCCAACACACAGUUAUAAACGGGCGGUGAUCGUUGGAAAGAAGCUGAAAGUAGCCGACUACCGAGUCAGCUAAUCAUUUUGAUCAUCUUUUCCAACUUGGUCAUCCACUUGUUUCAAGAUGUAGCUAGCUUAGCCAGGCUAGCUGGCUAGUUCCGACAUGUUUUUUUCGCGUAAAAUGGUGAAGUGGUGGACUCAACAGACCUUUGGACUUUUCUGAAGUAGCGUUAGCAAAGCCAGCAGACAGCCCGAAGGCGACCGGCUUGGUUUGUGGGCGAAAUCUUGACCCCAAGCUGUUCAGCGGCGAUGAAAAAGGCUCUGCAAUGUGAUGAAGCCCCGCCCCUCAGCGAGACCCCGCCCUCCUGUCCGUCUGGGGUUUUGGGAGAGGAGGAGCCGGGGGGCGGAGCCGGGGACUGGGCAGGCAGCAGCGGGAACGGGGUUGGCUCGUUUUGGGAGGAGAGCGGGGAGAGCGCUGCUCUGAGGCUGCAGGGCCCCGCCCCCGGCCCGCAGGAGGGCAGGCUGUACCAUGCCCGCCUCCUGCAGCUGCUCUCCACCCCGCGCAAACGCAGCGGCUCCGCCUGCGAGCGGCCCCACCCCCCCGCCGGCACCCCCGCCGCCUGGGCCUCCCUCUCCGGCCUGCGCGUCAUGGGCUCCUUCAAGAAGCUGCGCUCCUCCGUGCUGCAGGGCAUCCAGAACCGCGGGCUCGCCACAGCCAAUCAGGAUGCAGGGCCAGGCGGCCCAGCCAAUCAGGACACAGGGCGGGACAGUGCAGCCAAUCAGGACACAGGGCGAGACUGUGCAGCCUAUCAGCACUGGAGUGAGCAGGAGCAGCGGGUGUCCAACGGGCUGGCAGUGGAGGUGCAGGGGGUGGGGUCGAGCCCGGAGGGGUCUGACGAGGAGGGCGGGGCUGAGGGGGGCGGCCUGCAGAGGAACAGCCGCUGCUCGCGAAGCAUCCGCAUGGCGUACGGAGUGGGCCGCAUCCCGCUGCAGCACGCCGGAGCCGUGACCGCUAACGGCGGCCCGUCCCGCGGGGCCCCCGGCCAGCACGCCCCGCCCCCGGCCCACGACCCCGCCCCCGGCCCCGCCCAGGGUCCCGCCCGCAGCCCCGCCCACACCACGGUGAGUGCCAAGGUGCUGAGCAAGUUGAGCAGGAGCACUGAUAACCUGCACCUGUUCCGCAGCCCCUUCAAGCGCAAACCCCCGUCCCAGCCGGGCCCCGAGGCCGCCGCGGGGCCCCUCAACAUCAAGAGGGCCGCCAGCGCCUCCUCCGUGGCCCCCAGGGGCCAGAGUCCCCUCAGAGCCAGCGGGCGCGUGCGGAAGCUGGUGAGCAGCCUGACCGACCUGUCCGUCCGUCACAGAGCCGGCCCCGCCCCCUGCGCUGCUCCCUGCCCCGCCCAGUCUGCCCUCAGCAGGCUGCACGACGACUACUCCCGCCGGGCGCCCUGUUUCCCUGACAACGAGCGCCAGCGCCGCGCCUCUCCCGCCCGCGGCAGGGCCCGGACCCCUGCUGACCCCCGCCCCGCACCCCGGGAGGCCGGCCCCGCCCCCGCUGACCCUGCCGUGGGCCCCUCCCCCGUCUGCCCUCAGGACUGUGCAGGCAGCGGCGUCCCGCAGGGAAACACCGAGGGCCACAGUCACAGUUCCCUCCUCCAGCCACAGGGGGCGCUGUGCCAACAGACUGAGAGCUGGGAGAGGAGGGACAGGGAGCAGUUUCUGUGA